CACAAUAGUGCGGCAUGUCGGCGGAGAAGGCUGAUUACACGAGCGUGCCCCUCGCUGAGAAACAUGAAGAGCCGCAGGAAAGCAAACCGCCGUCCGGUUUCGGCGUGCGGCACCUACAGGCGCUGCUGCUCUUCAUCAGCCUGUCCAUUGGGUUCUCGAUGCGCGCACAUCUCAGUGUUACCCUGGUUGCCAUGACGGCUCCCGGCGCUUGCAACACCACCUGUGCCCAUCUCGGACAUAAACCUAACCUUACUAACUUAAGCUUAGUCGAUAUAAGUUCUACUUUGAACACGGAGUUUGUAGAGGAGAGUCACGCAGAGAACUGUGUAGAGGAGGGACAGUCUAGAUGGAAUAUUUAUCGCACGUACAGAUGGUCGAAACCGAAGCAGGAGAUGAUCCUGUUCGCGUUCUUCGUGGGCUACACGAGCAUGAUGCUGCCGAUGGGCCUGAUCGCGCAGAAAUUCGGCGGCAAGCUGCCCAUCUGCGCUGCGCUGCUCGUCAACGGCCUGCUCUCUGUGCUCACGCCUUGGAUGCCUCUUCUUGGAGGUUGGGUUUUGGUGUGCGCGGGUCGGCUGCUGCAGGGAAUGGCACAGGCCGCCUUCUUCCCCAGCGUGCACACGCUGCUCGGCAAGUGGGCGCCGCUAUCCGAGAGGGGGCGCCUCAGCACUUACAUAUAUACAGGCUCGCAGUUCGGCACGGUGCUGGCGUUCCAGGUGGCGGGCGCAUUCGCGGGCAGCGCGACGCUGGGCUGGCCGUGGUCGUUCUGGAGCUGCGGCGUGGCCAGCCUGGUGUGCUGCGCGCUCAUGUACCGUCUCGGUGCCGCCUCGCCCGCAGACCACCCCUCCAUCUCCACCCACGAGCUUGCAUACAUCACUAAAGAUUGCAACGCAGACUCCGGGGUUAAGAAGCGGCGCACACCAUGGAAGCACAUCCUGACGUCAAAAGCGGUGUGGGGACUGGUGGCGACGCACACGGGCAGUGCCCUCGGGUACCUACUCGUCCUCACCCAGAUUCCCAUGUACAUGAACAAGGUUCUCGGCGUCGACAUCAAGAGGAACGGCGUGUAUUCCUCGCUGCCUUAUAUCUCUAUGUACCUCAUAACGCUGUUGUUCGGUUACGUGUCGGACCUCGUCGCCAACAAGAAACUCAUGUCAAUAGUUAACAUCAGGAGAACGGCUAAUUCGAUCGGCAUGGCGCUCUCGGGCCUGUUUCUGGUGGGCUUCAGCUUCGUGGAGGAUACGUUGCUGGCCGUCGUCGCUAUGGUGAUCUGCCUCGGACUGCACUCCGGCGUUCAUGUCGGCUUCCACAUAAACCACAUAGACUUGGCGCCGAACUUUGCCGGUCCGAUGAUGGCGAUGAGCAACAUGAUCGCCAAUCUGUCCGGCCUCGCCGUGCCCGUUCUCGUCUCCCACAUUGUUGGCGACGAUGUGACAAAUCAAAAGAAAUGGCAAAUUCUGUUCAUCCUGUUUGCGGCGCUACAGAUCGUCUCUAAUCUAAUAUUCGUAAUUUUCGCAAAGGGCACAGUUCAGGAAUGGAACUUUUACGGCGAAGAAGAUGAAGACGUGAUGAAAAGGGAACGUGAUGCAAUGGUCGAACUCAAAAGUAUGUUAGCGAAGAGAAAGGAAUCACAGAAAUCUGAUAAAGAACAGUAAACCGACGCCGCCGCCGCCGCCGCCGCCGCCACCGCCACCGAUACCUACAGCGAGCCAUAACAAGAUAAACGAGUGCCGGCGACUGCUCCGCCAUGCGAUAUGAUACGAUGCUGUCUAAAGUUCAUUAAAUAGAAUCUCAGUGUGUUACGCUCGCAGGCAUAACGACCACAAAAGGAAACUCUCGCAAAAUACGUGUUUCCAAAACAUUAUGUUUUUAAGAAUUUUAAAUAAAGUUAGAAAGAA
Papilio machaon (common yellow swallowtail) is the source of this 1895-nucleotide messenger RNA. RefSeq names its product putative inorganic phosphate cotransporter (gene Pi-t1). Gene Ontology annotation, biological process: monoatomic anion transport; transmembrane transport. Bases 15 to 1652 code for a protein of 545 amino acids. NCBI's taxonomy places the organism in Eukaryota, Metazoa, Arthropoda, Insecta, Lepidoptera, Papilionidae. Gene Ontology annotation, molecular function: transmembrane transporter activity. The transcript has 11 exons. The record is from RefSeq and is a predicted model, not a curated record. Gene Ontology annotation, cellular component: plasma membrane.